Lytechinus variegatus (green sea urchin) is the source of this 8814-nucleotide messenger RNA. Its product is annotated as low-density lipoprotein receptor-related protein 2-like. The record is from RefSeq and is a predicted model, not a curated record. Gene Ontology annotation, molecular function: protein binding; calcium ion binding. Bases 408 to 5945 code for a protein of 1845 amino acids. NCBI's taxonomy places the organism in Eukaryota, Metazoa, Echinodermata, Echinoidea, Temnopleuroida, Toxopneustidae. The transcript is spliced from 40 exons.
UCGGAAGGCAUGAUCAAGUACUUUCAUCUGAUGGCACGUUUACAUUUGCUACGAGGACAAUCCAACGUGUUUGCCAUCUAGACCAACUUGGAAAUUAACAGUGAGCUGAUGACGUACUCCCUUUGCCAAACAAUAAUACCCCCUUUUGUUCAUGCAGUUCCCCGUUAUUUCUGUUUGUCGAUGUGCAGUGAUCCGUUUCUUCACCCCUUUGUUUCCCGUGGUACCCCGUACCCUAUCUCGGUGAUCGAAUCAGGCAGCGGAGCAGCUGACUUGCGAAAACAGACGCUUCUUCAUACGGCUUCACUUGAGGGAAAAGUUGCCUGGAAAGCUCAACCAAAAGACAGUUGCGCUGGGAUUGCGUACCAUGCGUCAAUUUUGACUUGGACAAUCAUUUGACAUUAACCACAAUGGCUGACAAUAAAGGAUUUUUGUUAAAUAUUGCCAUUCUUCUUGCGAUGACUCUGAUGGUGCAUAGCCAGUGCACCACUGACAAAUACCAGUGUCCAAUGUCAGAUAUUUGUAUUGAUUUAUCGAGAAGAUGUGAUGGGAAGGUAGACUGCGGUGGAUCAUACGAUGAACUCAAUUGUGCAAGUUUGACAGACUGUCGCACAGACUAUGAACAUUGCCCAGGUGAGGGCAACAAUCUCUGCAUUGAUCCCUCUGAAAGAUGCAAUGGUCAAAAUGACUGCAUGGACAAUUCAGACGAAGAUGCAGGUUUUUGUGCUGAUACUCCAUGUCCAAACUCGUUUGUAAGAUGUGUAUCAACAAAUACUUGUGUUCCUGGAUCCAAAUAUUGUGACGGUAUUUCAGAUUGUUCGGAUGAUAGUGAUGAACCUCCAAUAUGUACAGUCAUACCUUCUACGUGGAGCUGUCCAGCAUUACAUUUCAAAUGUGAUAACAACCGAUGUAUCUCUGAUCUCAAGGUGUGUGAUACUGUCGAUGACUGUGGGGAUGGAUCAGAUGAAAAUGUUAAUUGCACUGGUCACAGAUGUCGGACCGGCUACUUCACCUGUGAGGUCAAGCGUUUUGAUGGUGAGAGAUGUAUACCAACGAGUCAAGAAUGUGAUGGUGUGGCGCAUUGUCAAUUUGCUGAAGAUGAAGAUGAAGACAAAUGUGAUCAAACAAAUAUUAGGCCCUGCGAUGCUGAUCAAUUUAGCUGUGAUAAUGGCCUGUGCAUUCUUAGCCAGUAUGAAUGUGAUCACCACAGUGACUGUGGCGAUGGCUCAGAUGAACACGCUGGCUGUGAUUAUCCGCAGUGUUCAUCGGUUACUCAGUUUACAUGUGAUAAUGGAGUCUGUAUAGCAGUCAGUCAGAGAUGUGAUGGAAACCGUGAUUGUAUAGAUAAUUCUGAUGAGAAAGAUUGCCCGAGUUGCUCUGCUGAUGAGUUUACAUGUGAGAAUGGCCGGUGUGUGAGUAAUAGUAAUGUCUGUGAUGGCUCCGUGCAUUGUCAAGAUGGGUCAGAUGAAAGAUUCUGUGGUAUAAAUGAAUGUUUGAACAACCCUUGUGAUGAUGUGUGUACCGAUACUGCAACAAGCUUUGUGUGUUCCUGUGUUAACCGCCCUGGAUUUGUCUUAGCUCCAGACAGGGUCUCUUGUGUCGAUUUCGACGAGUGCGCGAUGACUCCUGAUGUGUGUAGUCAGAUCUGCCUGAAUACAGAGGGCUCGUACAGCUGUGACUGCACAAGGGGAUAUGAUCUCCAGCCAGAUGGAUCUUGUUCAUUAACAAAAACUGAAGAAGUUCCCCACCUAUUUGUUGCAAAUCGAUACUACCUCAGAGACUAUGACACAGCGAAUUCCUCGGCCAACGCCGACAUCUUAGCUAAUUUUGAAUUCGCCGUGGCACUGGACUAUGAUAUGGUUGAAAACCAGGUGUUUGUAUCGGAUGUCAUUUCUAAUCACAUCAUCCGUAUGGAUAUGAAUGGUGAAAACAAAGUGGAUAUCAUUGAUGAUGAUGCCGAUAGCAUAGAGGGACUCGCAGUGGAUUGGGUUGGAAGGAAAUUAUACUUUUCAGAUCGACCAAGGAAAGUCUUGGAGGUGUGUGAGAUGGAUGGAAGUAAUCGUCGAGUUCUAAAACGAAAUAACCUCUCCCAGGUCCGAGGAGUGGCAGUAGAUCCUAAACAUGGGAAUAUGUAUUGGACAGACUGGGGACUGAGGGCCUACAUUGGACGUAUGGGAAUGGAUGGUAGCAACGCUAUUGAGAUACAUAAUAAAGACAUUGCUUGGCCCAACGGAAUCACUGUAGAUUAUACUGCUGAUAGAAUCUACUGGACUGAUGCGCAUCUUGAUCAUAUCGCAUUUGCAGACUUGGAUGGCAACAAUAUCCAUGAGAUUGCAAAUGAUGAUGUCGUACAUCGGAUCGCCCAUCCAUUCAGUGUCGCUGUGUUUGAUGAUUGGGUAUACUGGACCGAAUGGAAUAUCAAAAGGAUCUACAGGGCUCACAAGUUGACCGGAGAGUACGAGGAGGAGUUUGUUACUGGCAUGUAUCAUCGUCCCUUUGAUCUCGCCAUUUAUCAUUCUUUAGUUCAAGAUACAGAGCUUGUGAACCCAUGUGGAACAGACAACGGAGGGUGCAGCCAUCUUUGUUUGCUGGCACCGGGUGGAGGGUAUUCCUGCCUGUGUCCUGAUAACUAUGAGAUGGACGAUGAUGGGAUCUGUGUUGAGAGAUGCCUCAGUAAUCAGUUUCACUGUUCAGCCGAUGCCGAUUGUAUCCCAUGGUUCUAUGAGUGUAACGGAGAAGCUGAAUGCUCUGAUGGGGAGGAUGAAAGGAACUGCCCCGAAGGAGAAAGGGUAUGUGACUCUGCAGUGUUCCAGUGUGAUGGUGGAUUCAGUUGUAUUCCUAUUCCAUGGCUCUGUGAUGGUGAAUACGACUGUAGUGAUCACACAGAUGAAUCACACUGCAUUAAUAAUGAAUGCCAAGAUUGGGAAUUCAGGUGCAACAGCGGAAAGUGCAUCCCACGUAGAGAGGUGUGUGACAGAGAUGAAGACUGCCCCGAUAACGAUGAUGAAGAUGAAGAGUUGUGUGCACAUCCCAACACAACAUGUUCGGAAGGUUACUUCUCUUGUGCCAAUGGUUUCUGUGUUCCUGAGGCAUGGGUUUGUGAUCUGGAUGAUGAUUGUGGAGACAUGUCCGAUGAACCUUCUACAUGCUAUCAAUCGACUUGCCCGCCUGGUUGGUUUGGAUGUCAAGAUUCCUAUCGUUGCAUCCCAAAUUAUCUCAGAUGUAACUUAUACUACGAUUGCAGGAAUUCUGAUACUAGUGAUGAAGAUGGAUGUCCUGAAGUAACCUGCGAUCCGAUAGGAGAUUUCAGAUGUGAUAAUCACAAGUGUAUCCCAAAACGAUGGGAAUGUGAUUUCAAUAAUGACUGUGGGGAUAGAUCGGAUGAAUAUGAAGGAUGCGUAUACCGACCGUGCAGUGAGAGUGAGUUCCGCUGUUCUAAUGAACGUUGCCUCCAAGGAAGCAAGGUGUGUAACAAGUUCACUGACUGCCCCAAUGGAGAAGAUGAAGAUAACUGUGGGGAUCGGAACUGCCCUAGCGGUUACAGAAACUGCGCAUUUGGGACAUGUAUCAAUGAAACUCUCUUCUGCAAUGGUCGAAAGGAUUGCUAUGAUAAUUCUGAUGAAAUCGGUUGUGUAUCUACAGGAUGUGAGGAAGGUGAGUUCCGAUGUACCAACAAUCGUUGCAUCCCAGUGCAGUUUGUCUGCGAUGGAAUGAAUGAAUGUGGGGACGGAAGCGACGAAACCAGAGAGGCAUGCCAAUCCAGCAAUUGUGAUACAAGUGAAGGUAUACGAUUCAGGUGCCGUUCAUCCGAUCUGUGUAUAUGGAGAGCUCAAGUAUGCGAUGGACACAACGAUUGUGGAGAGUCGGACACAAGUGAUGAAGAACGAUGCACACCCGACGUUUGUACAGGAGACACUUUCAGAUGUCCUAGUGGUGAGUGUGUUCCAUUCACUGCUGUGUGUGAUGAUAACAAUGACUGCCUUGAUAACUAUGAUGAAUUGGGCUGUGAUAAAGAUGCUUCCUGUGAUGAAGACAAUGGUGGGUGUGAGCAUAUAUGUACCACUAUCAAUUCAAAUAGAGCCGUCUUGUGCCAGUGUAGACAGGGCUACACGUUAGCAGCCGAUGGGCGGAAUUGUGUGGAUGUGAAUGAGUGCACCGAUUUUAACUGCAUUCAAUCAUGCUCCAACUCUAAAGGUAGUUACAGAUGCUCCUGCUCCGAAGGGUAUUCAGGACAGAACAAUAGUUGUAUUGCAAAUGGAGAAGCACCAUAUUUGAUAAUAGCUGAUGGACAGAGUAUUACCCGAGUUGUCGACGGGAUUCGACAGUUGGUUGUGGACCACCAAAGCAGAAUUGAAGGCCUAGACUAUAUGUUUGAAACAAAUAAUUUAUACUUUGUAGACAGUGAAACUCGCUCUAUCAAGAGACAUUCAUUGCAAUAUGACAGUCAAAUAGCUCCUGAGAACCUGGCUGUUGAUAAUUUAUACCUUCCUGUAGAUAUGUCUAUAGAUUGGAUUGGAAGGAACAUCUAUUUCACUGAUCAGGGGAUAGAUGCAAGACCGUCAAGAUCAAAACGUCAGUCGACCCAGAUUGUUGCCGAUCCGUACCCUAAGAUUGCCGUUGCUGAUCUAGAUGGAUUGCGUGAGAUGACACUCACCAAGGAUAAUGUAGAGAAACCAACAGCUAUUGCUGUUAAUCCAAGGAGAGGGUAUGUCUAUUGGGCCGACCUCAGUUACACCGUUGGCAAUGCAUUUAUAGCAAUGGCCUACAUGAAUGGAGAGAAUUCAGAGAAGGUCGUCCAAACAGGACUGGUCCAGCCGCGAGGACUGACCAUUGACUUCAGCAAUGAUGACCGGGUCUUUUGGGUGGACUACAAGCUGAACGUUCUGCAAGGGAUGCUCUUUGAUGGCUCGAACAGGAAGACUCUUGUUAGCGGAGAUCAACUUGAAGACUCCAAUGCGAUGUUUAAUCCAUUCCAUGUGGAGGUAUUUGAAGAUCAAUUCUACUGGACAGCCAGUACCAGAGGAGAGGUCAUCAAGGCCAAUCGAUUGAACCCUUCCAAGAAUCUGACCGAAGUCCGCCUCUUGACCAAUCCCGCUGGACUCAAGAUAUUCCAGGUCAAUAGAUAUCCCCAAAACAUUUACAAUCCGUGUAGUGGUAAACGAUGCAGAGAUCUUUGUCUAUUACAACCCGAUCCUUCUGGUGAGGGUACUGUAUCAUCAUGUGAUGAAGGUUGUAAUUGUAGAAAUGGUGGCGUAUGCUUAGCUGAUGGCACUUGCAGAUGUCCAAAUGGCCUUGGAGGCGAAUUUUGCACGACUUCUGCACAACAGCAAAGCGAAUUGCACCGAAACCUCCUAAUCGGUUUACCAAUAACCUUGUUUGUCAUCAUCAUCGUCCUUAUUAUUCUCCUUCUACUCUAUGUUCGCAAACGAAGAGUAAAAUCCAAGAGAGAAACUAGUGCAGAGGUUUCCUACAAUAAUGGCAAUACCAAUGUACACUUGGAUCCCCAGAGAUUCCCUGGUAAUAAUAUACCAGCUGCAUCAAAUCCUGUUUACAACGAGAACACAUUCAACCCUGGACCCACUACCUAUGAUAACCCUGGCUUCAUACCACCUGUGGGUGCCGCAGGAGGCCCGGCCCAGCCCGGACCAGAGAAGACCGGUCUACCAGGAGACGAGGAUCUGGAAGCAGGAGCUCUACCGGAGAAAGACAUGACCGACGCUGAGAAACUAGCCAUGUAUACCAGUCUCUAUCCAAACCAACCCAUGCAGAACUACUACCAGACAGUCGGGAUGCCACCCCCAGCCGUGCCCCAUGCCCACAUGCCUGAACCUCCCCCAGCCUACAGGGCUGAGGCAGCGCAUGGGGAGAGGGUCGACGAUGUACAGCUUGAUCCUCCAAACUCAGGGAAUGAUGAACGGGGUCUGGUAGAUAAUGAAGGUCAAGACUAACAUUUCAUUUCAGAUUUACUCAUAUGCAAAUGCAACAGGUUAGAAAAAAAAAUAGUUUAUAGCCACAAUUGCAGAUGUGUUAUCUUGUUUCUAAAUCUUGCAGAGCUGUAAUAUUAUCUAUGAAUUGUUCUAUAAUAGCCUUAAUCAUCGUCCACACUAUUAUGGAUAAAGCUAGUUAUAUAAUUUGAGUGAGCAGGAAUUUAAUAUUCCUACUAUUGUGCAGCAAUUUUUCACCAAUUUGUUGUACUUUAUAGGAGAUAUAAUUUACAAGCAUCCAAUCUUAUUUGAAAAUAAUUUGUUCUGUUUGGUCUGCACUCCAUGUAUACUUUGCUUUAUAAAGACUGCAAGAAUAUGAGUCGAAGGUCUCAUUUUAGUUUGUGUGAGCAAGAAUUGCAAGUGGCUUUCUUUCAUUUUCAUUAUGAUUCAAAGCACAUGUCACACCCAGUACUAUUUUGUCAGUAGAAAUAUUAUAUAUUCAAGAGGCCUAUUUUAAAUAACUGAGGUACUUUUAUAGAUAUAUUUGUGAUAGAUAGUGCCUUAAUCACUCUGAACCUUGGCUUCUUGUAUGUACUGUGAAAAUCACUGUUCAGUACUGAUUUUUUUCAUAGUACUGGCAUCAAGUUAUAGCUAGAGAAUGAAUGAAUCCAUGUAUUUUUUUUCCAUUCACUGGAAUUUCAUAUUUAAUAUAAGCAUCCUGCUUUUCAAAUUUCGAGGACGCUAGCAACACUUUUUUUUAUGUUUUGUUUCGAAUCUCUAUCUUUCAAAUUUUCAAAUUUCCUCCAAGAUCAUUCCAUUAUUGAAGUGUUUCCAUGGUUUCUGUAUAUUUUUGUUGUAUACAUGCUAUCACAUGCACAUCCAGGUCAAUUUUUCAUAAAUAUCUUACACUUUGUACGUUGAAUUGUUUGUUUUCAUGAGCGACAUGUAUUGCUAUUGGUAGAGCUCAGGCAAAUUAUAUUUUGUGAAUGUAUUUUUCAAUGGAAAGUUUAAGCCUGUAUAUUUUUUUAUAAUUGAAGUAUAUAGCAGGGUACUUUUUAAAUACAACUUUUCUAGAAAUUUGAUUUCACUAAAGGAAUUAGUGAUAAUUUAAGGCAAUAUUUCAUGAGGCAGAUUUGUGUGCCUCAGUAUUUUUGGGUCCAAAUAAAAAUGUCUUUUUAUAUUCAAUUGAGGAUAAUAUUUGUAUAUUUGGUUAUUUGAUAAUUUUGACAAUUUUUAAAUUCUAAAUAAAAUAGUCAUAUUACUCAUGUAUAUGAAUGAUCAUGUUGAAUAGAAUAUGCUUUUAUGAUGAGUAUAUCAGCAGUCAAAUGUCAAUGCAUAGAGGAAUCAACUACUGCAAAAGUCUGCAAUUGGAAUGGCUUGCAAGUGCUUAUUGCUUGCUGAUAUUACAUGUAUAAUGUAUGAUUUCAUUUGAAAACAAACCAUUAGUCAUUACUGAUCCCCAAUUUUGAAAUUUUGGGUACAAUUAUUUUCGGUGAUUAUUAAAGUACUUUCAGUGUAUCAUACCAAAAUCAGAUACAGUGUAUAGAUGAUCACAUUUAUAGAUGUUAGGGGUUAUCGUAUCCUAAAGAAUCAAAGAUCCUGAAGUAAGAAACUGAUUUGCUGUUCAACAAAUCAAUCUCUUUCAAUAGCUUGAAAGUUUUUGUAUAAGAUAUUUAUCAUCAGUUUGUCUUUCAUUUUUUGAUGCAAUUAUUCACCCAUAUAGAUUGCACCUGUAUUCAGACUACAUUUAUUAAUUUAUUCACUAUGGACUGAGAAAUCAUGAUUUUAAAUUAUUGACUCAUUAUUGUAUUCAUUAUAUAUGGGCAACUCCAUAAAAUUAAUGUGGGAUAUCCUAUGUGUGAAACCUUUCUCCAGACCUACAAAUGAUCCUGGAUAUUGAGAACAAAAUGGAUUCUUACUAUAUUACGAGCUCUUAAAGGGCUUUUGAGUAUUAUCUACUCUCAUGUGAAGUGAUUUGGGGCAAAAUCAUCUCCAUUUUUGUUAGGUCUGUUAUGUAUGACAGAUAAUAGGGCUCUUUUUGCUCUCAUGUUGUUUUAACAAGUCAAAAAGGGGGAAAAAGUGGGAAAUGAAGGUUGGUCAUGCAAAAGGGUUUUUUUUGCCCAUACAUAGUACUUUCACUUAUAAAUGCAGCUUGUUUGAUGCAAUGUAUUCUAUUUGUAUUCACCGUUUAAAUAGUACUGAUUCUUAUUCUGAUAUUACAGUGUAUAGAUUUAUUCCAUAUUUGUAUUCCUGAUGGUGACACAAUUUCUACUUAUAUAAUGAUGUAUUCAAGAAUUGAAUGAAUUCCACACAUUUGUGUGUGUGGGGGGGGGAUGGCUAUAGAGAGAUGAAGCGCAAGGGGAAUGGCAGGGGUGAUGAUUGGUUUACCGAAUUUCCACACUCCUGAUAUAGUUUUCAUUUCACAUGGUAUUCUUUUUUUCAGAUGAACAUGGGGUUCUUGUAAUUUAUAGGUUGCUUUUACCGGUAACCACCAUGUACACUACACACUCCAGUAAGGUGGAUUGUUAAUUUCCAAUUGUUAGCCAAAAGUGCCUGGUAUUCCUUUUUUCUCCAGAAAAAAAAGCAAAAAUGUACUAUUGCCCUAGAAUUAAAUACCCUAAGUGAAAUGCUAACAACAUAUUUACCAGCAUUUCUUCGAAUCGGUUACUUUGAAGCAUACCAUUUAAAGCUUUAGAAGUAUGCACAAAUAUAUUUCUACAAUGUAUCAAUAUCUAGUUUUAAGAUAGAUUAAAAUUCCAUGGUGAUUUCACUAUCAUCCAUACGACGAAGAGUCUGGUACAUUGAUAAUGUAUUAUAUUGAUAUAUAUAUUGGAGGGCAGAUGUGUAUCUGCAAUCAGUGAACAAAGGUAUUUUUAUGAAUGAAAGUUAUUAU